AUAUCACCCGGAAUCGAUCAGUUGAAUGGAAUCAAAUGGGAUUUAGCUCUUUGUCUGGCCAUUAGUUGGAUUAUUGUCAUCCUUUGCCUCCUUAAAGGAGUAAAAACAAGUGGAAAAGUAGUAUAUUUUGCAGCAACUUUUCCCUACGUUAUCCUAAUCUCACUGUUAAUCGCUGGUGUCGUACAAGAGGGUGCCUGGGAAGGAAUCAAAUAUUUUAUUGUGCCUCAAUGGGAUAAACUAUUGGAAAUCAAGGUAUGGCAGGCAGCAGCCGGACAAAUGUUCUUUAGCUUAAGUGUAGCCAUGGGAGGGCUUAUUAUGUUUAGCAGCUAUAAUGACUUUCGGCACAACAUUUUCCAAGAUGCUAUGAUUGUCAGUGUUUUGGAUACAAUCACUUCAAUAAUCUCCGGAUUAGUUAUAUUCUCAGUGUUGGGGGCAAUGGCACACGAUUUAGGACCAGGUGUGAGCGUGACUGAUGUGGUCAAAAGUGGCCCUGGUCUAGCAUUUGUCACAUAUCCUGAGGCACUGACUCGACUCCCAUUCCCACAAGUUUGGUCCGUUCUCUUCUUCUUUAUGUUGUUUACAUUAGGUCUC
Molecule: messenger RNA, 591 nt
Organism: Oppiella nova
Lineage: Eukaryota; Metazoa; Arthropoda; Arachnida; Sarcoptiformes; Oppiidae
Source: the annotation of a GenBank genome assembly